This is a messenger RNA of Etheostoma cragini (Arkansas darter), 1345 nucleotides long. RefSeq names its product phenylethanolamine N-methyltransferase-like. Gene Ontology annotation, molecular function: phenylethanolamine N-methyltransferase activity. The transcript has 3 exons. Gene Ontology annotation, cellular component: cytosol. NCBI's taxonomy places the organism in Eukaryota, Metazoa, Chordata, Actinopteri, Perciformes, Percidae. The record is from RefSeq and is a predicted model, not a curated record. Bases 101 to 922 code for a protein of 273 amino acids.
GUGAUUAUAUCAGACACACCCAGAUAUAUACAGGUAUAUAAGGCAGCUGACAGUGCACCUGAAGGCUAACCACCAAACAGGUGACCAAGACAACAGGAGGAUGGAAGAGAAGGGAGCAGAUAAUGGAGUGGCGGACAUAGCAGCCUGCUACCAGGGAUUUGAUCCUGUAGCGUAUCUACAGAAUAACUACAGUCCAGCAAUAGCUGAUUUUGAAAGAAAGGAUGGCCUUGAACCUUGGAAACUGGCAUGCCUACACAGAGCUUUCACUGAAGGCGAUGUGCGUGGUGAGCUGCUGGUGGACGUGGGUUCGGGUCCCAGCUUGUACCAGGUGAUGAGCGGCUGUGAGGUUUUCAACAAGGUGCUCCUCACAGAUUUCCUGGAGGUCAACAGACAGGAGCUGAGGACCUGGCUCCAGGACAAGGGGGGCUCCAGCAUGGACUGGACCCCAUUCCUGCAACACGUCUGCAAGCUGGAGGGACGACCGCCAUCGGCAUGGACAGAGAAGGCUGCCAGGCUACGUCAGACCAUCGUGGACAUCGUCCACAUUGACGUGCACUCCCCUCAGCCUCUGGCCCUGGACGUCCUUCCUUCAGCCGGGGCCGACUGUCUCGUGUCCGCCUACUGUCUGGAGAGUGCCAGUCCUGACCUGGCUGCCUUCACCAGGGCCCUGGGCCACAUUGGGAGGCUCCUGCGGCCCGGUGGCCACCUUCUGCUCAUAGGAACUCUGGGAAUGACUUACUACAUGGCGGGGCCUGGGGUAAAGAUCCCUACGGUCCCAGUGAAUGCGGCCCAGGUCUGUGCUAGUCUGAAGGAGAACGGCUACACCCUGAUCAGGCUGGAGGUUUACAGAGUGCCUCAAGACAUGAUGCUGUGUUCUGAUGAUUCCCCCGGGACGUUUUUUGUUAAGGCAAUGAAGGAGUAAAUGUGACAAAAGAGUUUAGAUAAGGGUUAUUAAAGAUGAAAGGGAAAAUGAUAAGUUUUCAGAUGAAAAUAUAUUUUAGGCCGAGGUAAAAGCAAGGUGUAGCAAUGAGAAAAUGGUGCUAAUAAGAACACUCAAACAUAGUGAUUUUUGUGGGCAAGUGGAGGUUGUUUUGAUUCUAAUCAUCAAUCAUUUAAAUUGUUUUCAAACUGACUCUAAAUGGAAAAAAAUGCAAAGACAAAAAACAUGUUAAUGAAAUAUUUAACUUCAUUUCCUUGGUCCAGGAGAUGUUUCAGAAAUGUAAUUCCACAUUGCCCCCUGCAGGUCACACACAGAAACUACAGCAUCCAGAAUGCAACGCUUCCAGUUUUUGAUGAUGAGUUGCAAGUUGUUUUGUAAUUUCUGAUAAUAUGAAUAAAGAUGAUA